Molecule: messenger RNA, 612 nt
Organism: Epithele typhae
Lineage: Eukaryota; Fungi; Basidiomycota; Agaricomycetes; Polyporales; Epitheliaceae
Exons: 5
Coding region: 1-612 (203 amino acids)
Source: RefSeq, a predicted model, not a curated record
AUGCUUCGCGCGAAGGUCAGAGCAUCUUGGCUAUCCGCCCAUCGUGUCACAAGACACAUGUACUCCACCCACUGCACCCCCCUCGCCCCCCACCUCCGGAUUCGCUGCCUCAAUGUCCUCUACCACGUCCUCCACCUGCUCGCCAACCACCUCUCCUCCGUGAACACCCAGCGCCUCGCGCUCAGGAAAGAGACUGCCCACACACCAUCGCUGGGCUCGUCGGGAACAUGGAGCUUAAUCGGCUUCGGCUUGGCCGCCCACGCCAUCCUCCACGACGUCCAGCUUCUCCUCAAUGCCCCCUGCGUCUCAUGCGGUACUCAAGCACUCGCCCUCGUCGUCCCGGCCAUCCCCAUCAGUGUAGGGCUCUCCCAGAGCCCGCAAGUUUCGCCCUUCCUGUGGGCAGGCGUCCAUCUCCCGCUUCCCUCGCGACCACACUCCAAGCCGGAAUCUCUGCUCCCCCACCACCUCCCAUCUGUCGACACUCAAGUAGAGAACAUCUUUAAGCCACAAGAGGCCGACCUCCUCCGCUUCAUUGUUCAGAAAGAGUCGAAACACCUCGAGCUCCACUCGCCGCUAGCUGCACACAAGCUCGCACAGCUCAAACGCCAGUGA